This is a messenger RNA of Oncorhynchus mykiss (rainbow trout), 2593 nucleotides long. It is a transcript of the gene nudt4a, whose product is annotated as nudix (nucleoside diphosphate linked moiety X)-type motif 4a. Lineage: Eukaryota; Metazoa; Chordata; Actinopteri; Salmoniformes; Salmonidae. Gene Ontology annotation, molecular function: bis(5'-adenosyl)-hexaphosphatase activity; diphosphoinositol-polyphosphate diphosphatase activity; bis(5'-adenosyl)-pentaphosphatase activity. The record is from RefSeq and is a predicted model, not a curated record. Gene Ontology annotation, cellular component: cytoplasm; nucleus. Gene Ontology annotation, biological process: diphosphoinositol polyphosphate metabolic process; adenosine 5'-(hexahydrogen pentaphosphate) catabolic process; diadenosine pentaphosphate catabolic process.
UUAUGACAACCGAGGGCGUUUCAUGUAUGUUUCAGUUUGGGAAACUGCAAGUUAUUGAACGUCUAAUCGUGGCAUGUAACGUCGCAGGGGCUGGCGCUGAUAUGUGGUCGCUGCGUUGUAGUGAGGUCAGCAAGAUGCGGUGCUCACGGACCACAGAUGGUGCUAGUUGGCGUAGGGAACAUGCAGUUUGACAGCGGCAACUAGACAGGAUGUUAUGCAGAAUCAUCAACACACCGGGGAUAUGGGGUGCUUAAUUGCUGUGAAUGAAUAGAUGAACGACGUUGAAGUUUGAUUGCCUGAAGGUUUAUUUUGAGAUUCAGUGCGUAGUUUCUUGCUCCUCUCUUGACCAAGUAGGCACUUGACUUGAUCUGGUUGGAUCCUUAUGCACUCCACCUUUCGGAUAUCCUUGGAGCACGAAGGUUGUGAAUAUAUGAUGAAGUUUAAACCCAACCAGACGAGGAUUUAUGAUGGCGAAGGUUUCAAGAGAAGAGCGGCAUGUUUAUGUUUCAAAAAUGAAAAAGAGGACGAGGUGUUGCUGGUGAGCAGCAGUCGGCACCCAGACCAGUGGAUUGUCCCAGGAGGAGGGAUGGAGCCUGAGGAGGAGCCGUGUGGAGCAGCAGUCAGAGAGGUGUAUGAAGAGGCUGGUGUAAAAGGAAAGCUUGGCAGGCUACUGGGGGUUUUCGAACACAACCAGGACAGGAAACACAGGACGUACGUCUAUGUCCUGACUGUGACAGAGACCUUGGAGGACUGGGAGGAUUCUGUCAACAUCGGUAGGAAACGGAAGUGGUUCAAGAUCGACGAGGCUAUCCAGGUGUUGCAGUGCCACAAGCCUGUCCAUGCGGAGUACCUGCGCCGACUCACAGUCACCUGUAACCCCACCUGCAGCUCUACCUGUUGUGACCCCACCAAUGGCAACACCUGGGUCUCCCCCCUGACGGACGACAAAGCCCCUCACUACGUCACCUCCACACAGGGGACAGAUAGAGGACCACCCUUGGUCAACAGAUAGGAAAGACAUCGCAAUCAAAGGAACCAGCAUCAUAAGAGGACCUAGCCUAGGUGCCAGUCUGUUUCUGCCAUCUUGCCAACUCCUUGUGGUCAUGUUUGGCUUUCUAUCAUCAGAAUGACAUCAACCUCCGAGUCAGAGGUCUUUUGUUUCAAGUUAUUCUUAUUCUACAUUUUGAUUCCAUAAAGUCAGUCUACUAUGUUCUUUGGUCAAUGCAGCCCUUUGGUGAACUGCUUUCUACGGGAAGUAGCUCUGGUAGGCCAAUAGAAGGUAGUGUUCGCUCUAGAAAGGCUCAUGUCCUUUAUGUCAAAACCCCAAUUGCUGCUUAGUGAGUCUCAUAACUUUAAGUCUUCACUGCCAAAGUACAUUUCAUAGAGAUCUCCGGUUGAACAAGUAAAUAACUUAUUUGGUAAAGUGAUAUCUAAUUUUUAGUUACCCAUUUCCUACUGCUUAUAGUUGUAUAAGUAGCACCAUUUCCAUGUCCUUACGAGCUGUUUUCUAGUUUACAUAGUGAGUUUGAAAGAGCAGCUUUGGCCUAGAAACUGGAUCAUUUAAAAGACUGUUUGCUUAUCUACAACCACACAGUAUUGCGCAAGAACAAAAGAUUUGUACAUAUUUAUUUUUAGAAUAUAUGGAAUACAGCCCAAUAAUUGUUUUAACAAAUAUUUUUUGAGUGGGAAAAUGUUUUAAGUGGGAACAUAUUCCAAGUUACAUCGAUAUUUUUCUGUGAGGGCUAUAAUAUAACUUACAGGGAUAUUUUUCUGUGUCGGCCUGCAUGAUUGACUAGUGAAAGCAUAAAGGCCUGUGACUGACAUGUCUUUCAAACGGAACACAGAACAGAGUCCUAUCAAGUGUCUUAACAGCCAUAGUAACCUGUGUAAUGUGUGUCAAAUUCAUAAGAUGUGAAUGUGGGCACUGGAAGGGAAAACAGAUCAUUUUAGCACAGAUACUUUUACUAGCCUGGUGAAACCUGCCUGAUUGUGUGAUAGCUCACAUUUUGUUUCACUUGACAAUUGAAAAAAAAAACUAAAUGUGAGUACAUCGGUCAGUCUGCUUGACCAGGCUAUUUUUUUGCUGGAGGAGAAAUAGAUUGUCAUAGAACGGUUUGAGAGGGCUUGUGCCCUGAGCUGAUUGUCAAGGAGACUAUGAUGCUUUUGCAUUGUAUUUAGAAUGUAUGUGAGGAUUUAGCAAGUGUUGCCAAAAUGACUCCAUUUUGUUAAUGGUACAUGUUUUGAUAUGUACAUUAUUAUUGAGAAAUAUGAUUUGUUUUUCAAGGGGACUCCCCCCCCCCCCCCCCCCCCCUAUAAUCAUUAGAAUUUGGAGGAAUUAAACAGGACAGAGCAUACACAAGAACAUCUGCUCUGGCAGCUCUGGCUUUGACAUGUAACUGAAAGGAUCAAAAACGGAUGCUAUUAUAUAAAGUCUAGUAAAGACAUUAAAAUAGCAUGUGUUAGUUAUUUUAUCUUUCCAAUCAAAGUGAUUGAGGGUUACGCAACUGCAUGUGUACACAAAUGUGUACCCAUAAUGUGUUCUCUGCUCUUCACUCUCGUUCUUAAAUAAAGAUACUGUGUUUAAAUAUCUAAA